CUUAAACACUAUGUUAAUAAGCUCCGGAGCAAGAACACAUUUUAUAAAAAGAAGCGACUGGAAAUAGCAGAAAUUACAGCUGAGUAUGGUAUCCUCCAGAGGACAGAAGAACUUCUAAAACAGCGCCACGAGGCUAUUCAGCAGCAGUUGCAAGCUAUUGAAGACAAGAAAGGUAUUUCUGGAUAUAGUUACACCCAGGAGGAGCUGGAAAGAGUCUCUGCAGUAAAGAGUGAAAUGGAUGAAAUGAAAGGCCGCACACUGGAUAGCAUGUCUGAAAUGGUAAAAAAGCUGAAUGCUGUGGUGGCAGAGAAGAAGGCAAGCCUUGCUCCUGUUAUCAAAGAACUGAGACAGUUGCGUCAAAAAUGCCAGGAAUUAACUCAAGAAUGCGAUGAAAAAAAAAUCCAAUACGACAGUUGUGCCGCAGGGUUAGAGAGCAAUCGCUCUACGCUGGAACAGGAAGUGAAAGGACUUCUUGAAGAGUGUGUUCAGGAAGAAAGCAACUACCGUUACAUUAACUGCAUGAAAAGGAAUCUAGAAAUACAGCUGCAGCGUGCUAAAGAAGAAAUGAAGGCAUAUGUCUCCCCAGACCCGCAGGAGAGAAGAAGGGCCAUUCGAGAACAGUAUACACGAAUGAUCCUGGAACAAGAAAACCUUGGGAAGAAAUUACGAGAGAAGCAGAAAGCUGUACGGGAAAGUCAUGGGCCAAAUAUGAAGCAAAUGAAAAUGUGGCAGGAUUUUGCGCAGUUAAUGAAAUGUAAGAGAGAAUGCUUUCUAAAACAGCAAAAUCAAACAGCCAUCGGUCAAGUCAUUCAGGAAGGAGGUAAAGACAGGCUUGUAUUAUGA
Messenger RNA from Pterocles gutturalis (yellow-throated sandgrouse), 843 nucleotides. RefSeq names its product intraflagellar transport protein 81 homolog. Lineage: Eukaryota; Metazoa; Chordata; Aves; Pterocliformes; Pteroclidae. Gene Ontology annotation, molecular function: tubulin binding. The annotation marks the transcript as partial. Gene Ontology annotation, biological process: intraciliary transport; cilium assembly. The transcript has 8 exons. The record is from RefSeq and is a predicted model, not a curated record. Gene Ontology annotation, cellular component: centrosome; intraciliary transport particle B; cilium.